This is a messenger RNA of Symbiodinium natans, 456 nucleotides long. NCBI's taxonomy places the organism in Eukaryota, Dinophyceae, Suessiales, Symbiodiniaceae. The record is from the annotation of a GenBank genome assembly.
AUGACCGAGAGGAAGGCCUACAUGAACGGGCCCGUUGAGGCCAUCGUGAAGGCUGGCUACUUGAAGAGUCUUGUGUCUGAUCUUUCGGCCAUACCUGCGUUUUGGGAGAAGUUCCUGUUGGACUACCCGAAUCACCCUGUGGCUACAUCAGAGCACCGGAACUCAACGCUUGGAUUUACGCUCUACAGCGACGAAGCACAAUCGUGCAACGAGCUGUGGCUUUAUUUAAUCUGGACUUCGGACUUCUCGCCUUACCUCUCAGAUUCCGCAACAUCCAGGAUGGUGAUGGGCAUAAUUCCGGCUUCAAGGUAUCUCAUCGACCCCGACACAGGCGUGAAUUUAAGUAUUCAAGCGGCCUGCUUCCACAUCGCCCAGAGCUUCAACCGACUGUCCCAAGAGGGAGUUCCUGUGAAGGACCUGUCUACGGGUGAAACAGACGCUUGGGUCUGCAAUUAG